AUGGCCGAUAUCGAUGUCAAGAUUGCUCAAUGGAAGCUCGUUGAGGUUGGCCGCGUGGUCCUGAUCCGCCGCGGUCCCUUCACCGGCAAGCUGGCCGCCAUCGUUGAGAUUGUCGACCACAAGCGUGUUCUGGUUGACGGCCCUUCCACCGAGGAGAACAAGAUCGUGCCCCGUCACGUCCUCCCUCUCUCUGCCGCCACCCUCACCCACUUCGUCAUUCCCCAGCUGCCCCGUGCCGCCGGUACUGGCCCCGUCCGCAAGCUUUGGCAGAAGAACGAGAUCGAUGGCAAGUGGGCCAAGAGCAACUUCGCCCAGAAGACCCAGAGCGCCGAGCGACGGAAGAACCUUAACGACUUCGAGCGCUUCAAGGUCCUCAGACUCAGGAAGCAGGCUCGCUUCGAGGUCCAGAAGGCUCACGCCAAGCUCCGGGCGGCUGCUCCUAAGUCAUAG
Aspergillus affinis is the source of this 450-nucleotide messenger RNA. RefSeq names its product 60S ribosomal protein eL14. Gene Ontology annotation, biological process: translation; ribosomal large subunit biogenesis. The transcript is spliced from 3 exons. Gene Ontology annotation, molecular function: structural constituent of ribosome; RNA binding. NCBI's taxonomy places the organism in Eukaryota, Fungi, Ascomycota, Eurotiomycetes, Eurotiales, Aspergillaceae. Gene Ontology annotation, cellular component: ribosome; cytosolic large ribosomal subunit. The record is from RefSeq and is a predicted model, not a curated record. Bases 1 to 450 code for a protein of 149 amino acids.